Lonchura striata (white-rumped munia) is the source of this 391-nucleotide messenger RNA. It is a transcript of the gene SERF2, whose product is annotated as small EDRK-rich factor 2. The record is from RefSeq and is a predicted model, not a curated record. Lineage: Eukaryota; Metazoa; Chordata; Aves; Passeriformes; Estrildidae.
GCGGGGCGUGGGGGGGGUCAGUGCGGGACGUGGCGGUGGAGUGGAGGUGGGAGGGAGCGGCGCCAUGACCCGCGGGAACCAGCGCGAACUGGCGCGGCAGAAGAACCUGAAGAAGCAGAGCGACUCGGGCAAGGGCAAGCGGCGGGACGACGGGCUCUCGGCUGCCGCCCGCAAGCAGAGGGACUCGGAGAUCAUGCAGCAGAAGCAGAAGAAGGCCAACGAGAAGAAGGAGGGCAACAAGUAGCGGGCGGCCGCGCCGGGCUGCCGCCCCAGGGCCGGUCCCGCCGGCAGGAUGCCCCGCGCCGCUCCAGGCCGGGUCCCGCCGGGACCUCCGGCAUCGCCCCGCGCCCGGUGGCGCCGUCCCCUAUUAAAGUAGCUGUGGAGCCCUGCA